UUAAAAUAAAUGGAUCAAUAUACAAAUGCCUUUUAAAUGUUAGGGCAAAAUAUGUUUUCCAAAGCUCCACCUAGUGGUUAUGGUCCAGGAUAUCAUCCUAUGAUAUAAACAAAUUAAAAUAAAUAGAAAUUUGAUUAACUGAUAUAGUUAAUGCAAUUAUAAGAAUAGACAGUAUAAAAAAAUACUUAAAAAGGUUAGUGAUUAUA
Molecule: messenger RNA, 206 nt
Organism: Paramecium sonneborni
Lineage: Eukaryota; Ciliophora; Oligohymenophorea; Peniculida; Parameciidae
Source: the annotation of a GenBank genome assembly